Molecule: messenger RNA, 759 nt
Organism: Capronia coronata CBS 617.96
Lineage: Eukaryota; Fungi; Ascomycota; Eurotiomycetes; Chaetothyriales; Herpotrichiellaceae
Exons: 1
Coding region: 1-759 (252 amino acids)
Source: RefSeq, a predicted model, not a curated record
AUGAAUGUUCCCAUCACCACUGGCGCCAACAUCUCAGUCAGCUCUCUGGCCAUUGGCGACCAAGGCUCCGGCCCUGGCUCUUCUGAACUAUCCACACCGUCGCCGUCAUCAUUACCCAAGGUGACGGCCUCGCAAUCGCCCGAACACGCACACCGACUAGCCGAAGUGACGUCCCGAGCCACUCUCACCGACCCACUGAACAUUCUGUUCCAGCAAGACAAAACGGGCUCUGCGACGCCUCCGACACCCAAUCUGCUCUACAAGGCAGCCAAAGGGCGCAUGGACACCAAGAUCGCCGCCGGCUCGUUCAUCGUCGAAGCGGGCGACUUCGCCGCCGUCGCGUGCUGGGAGCCUCCGUCUGCAACUCCGCCGCCGUUGACUGGCGAACAGUUAGACCGGCUGGAGCACGAGAAGCCUAUCUUUGGGCAGUUCAUUCGAGACGUCGAGCGAAUUCGGCAGGCAUGUUUGGGUCCGGAUCAACAACAGUAUUGGACUCUUUCGUUGAUGGCUCGGGAUCCCGAGCGGAAGACGAAAGGCGCCGUCAGGGCGGUGAUUCAGCCGUACGUUGCCCGGGCGAAGCAGGAAAAGAUGCCCAUCUGGCUGGUGGCGGGGAAUGCGAGGGCGAGAGAUGUCUAUGCGUAUUUCGGCUUUCGUGUCGUUGACACGAUCUGGUCGUAUUCGAAGGAAAAGGGUGAUGGGGAUGAGAGGGCUGAAGGGGUCCCGAGUUGGUGUAUGGUGUGUAAUUGGCCGCCAGAGUAG